Molecule: messenger RNA, 597 nt
Organism: Uncinocarpus reesii 1704
Lineage: Eukaryota; Fungi; Ascomycota; Eurotiomycetes; Onygenales; Onygenaceae
Exons: 1
Coding region: 1-597 (198 amino acids)
Source: RefSeq, a predicted model, not a curated record
AUGGCAUUCCAAGCCCAACCCAAUCCCCUUCCACCAACCUCCAUUCACUCGACAACCAGCAUCAGCCCUUCAGCCGCCGAAAAGUUCUUAGCCGCCUUCCUCGAGCGCGCCAACGGCGACCCGUCCUACCAACCCGACAGCACCCUCUCCGCGCAUGGCCCCGUCUCGGCAAACCCCGACACGGCACUCGACCCGAUCAUCCACAGCUUAAAGCGCGUGCAUGCGGGUCUAACCGGCAAACGUUUGGGAAGGGACAUCGUUUUAGAGCGCCGCUUGGAGGAGGGCGAGCAGCGAGCAAACGCAUUUACGGACGGGGAGGACUGGGGAGGCGAGCGGAAACGAAAGAGGGUUUCUAAGGGUGGGAAGCAGGAUGUCGAAUGGCAGGAUCUCGGGAGUUUUGAGCGGGAGCAGGUCGAUUUGGUGGAGGGUGUUGAAGGAGAGGGCGACGAGGAUGUAGGGGCUACAGUCGUUGAGGGUGAUGUGGGAGACGAUGACGCCUCGGUGAUAGAAAUUACUGUCGACAAAGAAGAGCGCAAGCGGAAGAAGAAAGAGAGGAGGAAGGCCGAACAGAGAGCUCGAGCCUCAGCUGCAAGCUGA